Messenger RNA from Thyridium curvatum, 1554 nucleotides. RefSeq lists its product as uncharacterized. Lineage: Eukaryota; Fungi; Ascomycota; Sordariomycetes; Thyridiales; Thyridiaceae. Gene Ontology annotation, biological process: carnitine biosynthetic process. The record is from RefSeq and is a predicted model, not a curated record. The transcript has a single exon. Gene Ontology annotation, cellular component: mitochondrion. Gene Ontology annotation, molecular function: oxidoreductase activity. The coding region runs from base 1 to 1554 and encodes 517 amino acids.
AUGAUAGCCCGCUCUGCGGCUACGGCCAGGGUCCAGCUUACCUUUCGACGCGCCUCAAGAGUGCCAUCCGUCCAUGGUUCUCUGAUUUCGCAACGGCCCUGCGCCUCCCACGCCGCUCGUUUUGCCUCUUCCCAUCAGAGGUCUCGGCCAGCGAAGCUGUCUCAGUGGAAGGCCAGUUCAUCACCACCUCGAGCCCGGGAGGCUCGAGACGCCGGUCCUCGGGAUACGGAAUGGCUACCAACGUCCCUGCAAAAGGCCGGCAGGCUCUUGGAAGCAAAGGCUGGGAAGGGCUCCGUCGUCUUGCGAUUUGAGCAUGUCGAUCAGCCAGUGCUGCUGUCCACUCUGUGGCUGCGCGACAGCUGUCAGUGCGAUUCUUGCGCGAGCCCUUCGUCCGGACAGAAGCGCUUCGCCACGAGCCAGGUGCCUGUUUCCCCCGAGAUAAACGACGUCUCCGUGAGAGACGACGGCAGCUUGGCCAUUAGAUGGGCGAGUGACUUCAUGACUGGCGAUGCGCACACCUCGACCUACUCGUGCGAGUUCUUGUUGCGUCACCUGCAGAGGCAAAGGCCGAAAACAAAAGACGCAAGGUACUUUUGGGACCGGCAGCGCUUUGCCGACCAGUUGCGGCCGAUCUCCUUCUCCGACUGGAUGAACAGCGACGAGCACUUCUGGCGCGGCCUGACCAAUCUCUACCAGACCGGCCUGAUCAUUCUCGAGAACGUCCCCCAUUCCGAGACGGCCGUCGUGGACAUUGCGAGCCGCAUCGGGCACUUGCAGAGUACCUUUUACGGGCUGACCUGGGAUGUUGUCUCCAAACCGCAGGCCGAGAACGUCGCUUACACCAGCGAGUUUCUUGGCCUUCACCAGGAUCUCAUGUAUUACAAAGACAGCCCCAAGAUUCAGUUGCUGCAUUGCCUGCAGAACGACUGCGAUGGCGGCGAGUCUCUAUUCAGUGACGGCGCCAAGGCCGCUCUCGAAAUGGAGCUUCUCCAUCCCAACCUUCACGCUCAGCUGAUGUACUACAAGGUAUAUUACGCCUACGACCGCAACGGCCAUCUUUAUCACCGCUCGCGCCCCGUCAUCCCCAGUCACUUCUUCCAUACCCGCGAGCUGGCUUGGUCACCCCCCUUUCAGGCGCUCUUCGACCCUCCGUACCUCGAUCCGGCUCAACACGACGACCGUGCCCUCUCGACCACAUUCCACAAGUGGAGAAGGGCUGCCGGGGUAUUUGACGCCAUCAUCAACGCUCCCGAGAAUGUCUUCGAGCGCCGCUUCAAACCUGGAGACUGCGUUUUGUUUGACAAUAUGCGCAUCAUGCACGGUCGGCGUCAGUUCAACACUGCUUCCGGGCACCGAUGGCUCAAGGGCGCCUACGUCAGCAAAGAGGAGUUUGUGAGUAGGACGAUGCAGAUCCCUGCAGAGUUUGACCCUCCCUUACCUGCGAGCUACAAGCUGCCGGAGAGCGACUGGGCGCAGGUGCGUGGUCUUUUAGGUUCGUCUACUGUGACGGAUCAGAGGCGUAGCAGGAGCGAUCAGCAAAAGACACGAGGUUGA